Molecule: messenger RNA, 495 nt
Organism: Sardina pilchardus (European sardine)
Lineage: Eukaryota; Metazoa; Chordata; Actinopteri; Clupeiformes; Clupeidae
Product: DELTA-sagatoxin-Srs1a-like
Exons: 2
Coding region: 1-495 (164 amino acids)
Biological process (GO): monoatomic cation transport; cytolysis in another organism; pore complex assembly
Cellular component (GO): pore complex
Molecular function (GO): channel activity
Source: RefSeq, a predicted model, not a curated record
AUGGGUAACACGAAUCGGCAGUGCAGCAUUGAGAUUGAAAACACCUCUGAAUUCAUCUUGACCACGGAAUGCUAUCAUUGCAUCAGUGGAUCCUGUGAUACCCCUUUGCCUCCGAGACUCUCUCCAUCCGAAAGUGGCAGGGGGCGCUUCAUCAAAACUCCCUACGCAGCCUGCGGGGCUGUGGGCGUCUUCACCUAUGACAUCCAGGAACCCGAAACUCAGCUGAACUCAGGAAAAAUAGCUGUGAUGUUCUCUAAUCCGUAUGACUUUGUCGAAUACUCUAACUGGUACGGAGUGGGAGUGUUCUGUACGGAAACGCUCUGUGACUCAGAGCUGUUUAAGAAGAUGUAUUACGGGGUGGAGGAGGAAUUUGCCAGGGGCAAAGCCUCUGAGCCCAGUCUGACUUACAAAGGCUCUUCAGUAACCAUUGAAGCCAGUAUGUCAGACAGCAAUGAUACUGUCAUCAAGGUCCAGGUCAACAAUGCUAAGGGUUGA